This is a messenger RNA of Olea europaea var. sylvestris, 1114 nucleotides long. Its product is annotated as vacuolar protein-sorting-associated protein 37 homolog 1-like. Gene Ontology annotation, cellular component: ESCRT I complex. NCBI's taxonomy places the organism in Eukaryota, Viridiplantae, Streptophyta, Magnoliopsida, Lamiales, Oleaceae. Bases 215 to 910 code for a protein of 231 amino acids. The transcript is spliced from 7 exons. The record is from RefSeq and is a predicted model, not a curated record. Gene Ontology annotation, biological process: ubiquitin-dependent protein catabolic process via the multivesicular body sorting pathway; protein targeting to membrane; protein targeting to vacuole.
GUAGAAAUAGCAAAGCCCAACGGAGCCUCAAACGUGCUUCAGAUUCAACGUGGAGAUUUUGUGAAGUAUAAAUAAAAGUCAAAGCAAUCCAAUAGGUCCUAAUUUAUUUUUAAUUUUUUUAAAAAAAGAAAAUUAGUUUCAGGUGAGCAGAUUAUCUUUCUGAGGUUCAAUUAUCUUGCGUUGAAGGAUCGACAAUUGAGACCGCCUCGAAGAUAUGUUCAAAUUCUGGGGUUCUCAGGAGCAGCAAGCUCAGCCACAUCCACAGGAAAUGCCCAGAGAUUCAUGGUAUCCACCAGCUGUUGUCAGCUCGAGUUCUUCACAUCCCACAACAUCUAUUGGUGGCACUUCCAGCAGCUUCAGCAUCCCAAGACCUGCUGAUCAAGCAAAUUCUUUAUCAAAUGUUUCACCUGCAGAGGCUGCUGGCAUCAUUGCUACGCUGAAAGAUAAAAGUGUUGAUGAGCUUCGGAAGCUGUUGUCUGACAAGGGUGCUUAUCAGAGCCUCUUGCUUUCUCUUGAACCCGUCAAAACUCAAGACAGGGUUCGUGAUGAACUGCGGAGCGAAUCGCUGCAGCUUGCUAGAGAUAAUCUAGAAAAAGAACCACGCAUGGUGGAAUUAAGGAAUCAGUGCAGAAUUAUCCGAACAACUGAGCUGGCUGCUGCUCAAGAAAAGCUGCAUGAAUUAGAGAGAAAAAAAGAAGAGACUGAGAAGAAUUAUUCUCCUGCAUCCCUUCUCCAUAAACUUCAAGAGGCAAUGCAUAAAAGUGACGAGGAAGCUGAGGCCCUUCACAGGCAACUUCUGGAUGGGGAGAUUGAACUUACGGCUUUUGUACAUAAAUAUAAAAAGUUACGCCAGACCUACCAUAAACGCGCACUUACCCACCUCGCCAUGAAGACAUCUGUGACCAGCUGAGCCGUGAUAAGAUGUUUCUUGCUUAAAGAAAAAAGGUUCCUCACUCCCUCUGAACUUUCUGUUGCAAAUUGCAAAUAUAACUUUCUGAGUUUUUCUUUUCAGUUUCCAUGCAUGCUUAUGGACAAUUAAUCAAGUAUAGUGUACAAUUUGAAUAGAGUAAUGCUUUCGUUUGAAUUACUUAAUACUCUGAAUUCUUUGCCAUCA